CCGGCCGGUCUCGGGCAUGCUAACCAUGUGAUGAGAAAAUACUUGCAAACGGACCCUGCCUUUCUUGACGGCGGACGCGACGCGUUCCUUCUCCUUGAUUUCACAAUUCAAUGUCUUCACCGCCUGCUCUCGAUUUUCCUUCCUCCGAUGCCGAUAUGAACGAGGAUGGUGAUCAGGGCGCCGCGCCAACCAACAAUCUACCUCUUUUUCUUGCAGGAACUCCUUCAACAAAUGCUGGGACCCCAGCUCGUACACGAGGCAGCCAAAGCAUCGCAGGGAGCUCUCCUCUCCGAAAUAUUACCGCGAGGAGGGCAGUAGGGCUUAGCACUCCUAAACAAAGGCCUCUUUUUGCCCCCGGGAGCUCUUCUCCGAUCGCGUUUCCAAGCUCUUCACCAUCCAAAACGCCUCGAAGACGCGUAAACUUUACUUCUGACCCUCCAAUCGCCAAUCAAGACUCCGAGCCCUUGGAUUUUCCUUCAAGCCCGACAGCCUCUGCUCCCAUCAAUAGGAGAGGGGAUAUCCACUCUUCUCUCUCCAUUACACCGACUUCUCAUCGCCGAGUCCGCCCCCCGCGCUCGACUCAUUCUAACGCGGACCCACUCACCUCCGAUGGCAUCCAACUUGACCUUCCUCCUUCUUCUGCCCCAUUGCUUUCAGCCGCAAAUGACCCUGUAUCCGAAGAGCCCGACGAGAUUCGUGCCAUUUGGGGUACCACAGUCAACAUCAACCAAACUAUCCAACUCUUCACCGAUUUCUUGAAAAAUUUCAAGAUCAAAUAUCGCAUUGCCUAUAAUCGUGAGAAUAGGCUACCUACUUCAGCACUAGCUACGCCCGAGGAAGGUGAAGUGCUUCUAUACGAAGGGUAUCUUCGACGAAUGCGCCAGACUGGCGAAACCAACCUUAAUCUUGACGUUAGGAAUUUGCUGGCUUAUCCACCAACGAAGAAGCUGCACACGCAAGUCAUUAAGUAUCCGCAGGAGGUUAUACCGACAUUCGAUCAAGCAUUGAAGGAUGUGAUGAUUGAUUUGGCUGAGCAAGACCAGGCGGAAGGGUUGGAGGGCAUGCAAGAUGCCGCUGGUGAUGCAGAGAUAUCUGACAUUUUGAGCAAGGUGUACAAAGUCCGUCCCUUAGGAGUAACGCCUAUUAACAUGCGCGAACUAAACCCUUCUGAUACAGAUAAACUCGUCUGUAUCAAAGGCCUUGUCAUUCGUGCAACUCCGGUCAUCCCAGACAUGAAAGUCGCCUUCUUCCGUUGCCUCACCUGCUCCCACACUAUUCAAGUUGAAAUCUCACGUGGACGAAUUUCUGAACCUGCUCGUUGUCCACGAGACGUUUGCGCAUCUGUAGGAACCAUGUCCCUCAUUCAUAAUCGGUCAGAGUUUGCGGACAGGCAAGUCGUUCGAGUACAAGAGACCCCCGACGCCGUGCCAGAUGGUCAAACGCCCCAUACCGUCUCUCUCAGCGUCUACGACGAACUAGUUGACGUCUCUAAACCGGGUGAUAGGAUCCUCGUAACUGGAAUCUUCAGAAGCACUCCGGUGAGGGUCAAUCCGAGACAAAGGAGCCUGAAGAGUUUGUUCAAGACUUUUGUGGAUGUAGUCCAUAUAAAGCUUGGGACUGAUAAGGGACUGGGCUUCGAUCGAUCUACUCGACCAAUGGGCGGGGACAAGAUCCCUGGUGUAGGCGGCGUUGGGGAUGGUCUAGACGGAGACAAUCCUGAUGCCAAUCCUCUCGACGACGUCCCUUCUGUCGAAGGAGGGUCUUCCCGGCGUGCUUUACACCAAGAUCAUCUCAGAGAACUCUCUCAGCAACCAGAUAUCUACGAACGUCUAGCUCGAUCGCUUGCACCGUCCAUAUGGGAAAUGGACGAUGUCAAGAAAGGGAUUUUGCUUCAGCUUUUCGGUGGCACUAACAAGAGUAUCUCAAGGGGCGGAGGAGGCGGAGGGCCAAGAUAUCGUGGAGAUAUCAAUGUUCUUUUGGUGGGUGAUCCAGGUACAAGUAAGAGCCAGAUUCUGCAGUAUGUUCACAAAAUUGCACCUCGGGGAGUGUAUACUUCCGGAAAAGGUUCUUCCGCGGUCGGUUUGACGGCGUAUGUCACUAGAGAUCCAGAUUCUAAACAGUUGGUGCUGGAAAGUGGUGCUCUCGUACUAAGCGACGGAGGGGUCUGCUGCAUCGACGAAUUCGAUAAAAUGUCGGAUGCUACCAGGAGUGUUUUACACGAAGUCAUGGAACAACAAACGGUUUCCGUUGCCAAAGCUGGUAUUAUAACUACAUUGAAUGCUCGCACAUCCAUUCUUGCCGCUGCCAACCCAGUCGGAUCGAAAUACGACGUUGACUUGCCUAUCACGAGAAACAUCGACCUCCCACCUACUCUCAUUUCGCGAUUUGACCUGCUAUAUUUAGUUUUGGACCAGGUAGAUGAGAAUUUGGAUCGUCGGUUGGCUCAGCAUCUGGUUGGACUGUACCUUGAAGACACGCCCGACAACAGUGGCAGUGACAUUCUACCUAUUCAUGAACUUGCCGCCUACAUCGACUACGCCCGAUCCAGAAUUCACCCAAUUAUCACCGAGUCCGCCGGCAAGGAGCUCGUCGCGGCCUACGUCGAGAUGCGCAAUAUGGGUACUGACCCGCGUACUUCAGAAAAACGCAUCACUGCCACCACACGACAACUAGAAAGUAUGAUACGUCUUUCUGAAGGCCAUGCUCGGAUGCGCUUCUCGGAAUUUGUUGAAGACCACGACGUCGAGGAGGCUGUGAGAUUGAUGCGUGAAGCCAUCAGAACAAGUGCGAUGGACCCGCGAACUGGUAAGAUCGAUAUGGGCAUGUUAAACACAGGUACAGGCCAAGGUCAACUCAAGUUGAGAGAGGAUAUGAGGAGGGAGUUGCUAAAGAUAAUCAACGCUACUGGAGGAACACGAGGUGUCAAGUGGACAGAUGUGGUCAAGAGUCUUAGUGCUCAAAGUAGUAUCAAAAUCGAUCCAGCGGAGUUCACAGAAGUAGUGAAGGGAUUAGAGAACGAGGGUUUGGUGAAGAUAGUGGGCGAGCGGGAUAAGAGGAUGAUUCGUAAAAUGGAUGGUUAGAAACGCUUGUUGUUUGUGUUCGAAUCUGUACUAUCAACUGUUGUUCAUGAGUAAAUUACCUAUAAUACACACGAAGGCCGUCUGUCCUCGA
Lentinula edodes (shiitake mushroom) is the source of this 3171-nucleotide messenger RNA. RefSeq names its product cell division control protein 54. Gene Ontology annotation, cellular component: MCM complex; nucleus. The record is from RefSeq and is a predicted model, not a curated record. Gene Ontology annotation, molecular function: single-stranded DNA binding; single-stranded DNA helicase activity; ATP binding. Gene Ontology annotation, biological process: DNA replication; mitotic DNA replication initiation; DNA strand elongation involved in DNA replication. Bases 111 to 3080 code for a protein of 989 amino acids. The transcript has 8 exons. Lineage: Eukaryota; Fungi; Basidiomycota; Agaricomycetes; Agaricales; Omphalotaceae.